GUUCUGUGUUGCCUAAGUCACUAGUUGCAAACAGAAUCAAAAAGUGACAAGAUGAAACUGAAAAAGGGAUCAUUUCUAUGGUAUCUUUACUUAGAUAAGAUAUACUGUUUACUAUCAUUGAGAAAUACCAGGAUACUGAUGGAAUAUUUCAAAAUUCUUGAUGUGCAUAGAAGGAAUGCUCUGAAUGAUGUAGUUUUCUAUCACUUUCUUCGUCAUGUGACUGACAUGAGCAAGAACCAGAUUAUGACAGUAUUUGACAUGCUGGAUUGGGAUGCCACAGGAGAGAUUGGCAUAGAUGAGUUCUACCUGGUCAUUUGCAUCCUAUUGUCCCAUGAGAAUCACUUGGAAGAGCAGUUUAUCUUUCGACAUUCAAGGUCUGUGUUUGAGCUGAUGGACAAAGAGGGAGAGCUGAGGAUUAGGUUAAGCCAGUUUGAAGACUUCCGAUUCCUCUUCAAUAUCAAAAAACAGGAAAUGGUACAAAUCUUCAAAAACUUUGAUGUUACAGGUGAUGAUGGAAAAGGGUCGGGAAAGAAUACAUACAGGAGAACACAACUCCUUCUGGUUCACUUUUUGCUGCUCAUGAACUAUUAAAAGAUGUAUGAAUCUGGUGGUGUAGAAGAUAAAGGAGAAAAAUAGAAGCUGGGUGGAGUUUAUGCCCCAUCUCUGACACAUCACUGCAAGGAAUACUGGCAAGCUGUUUAACCUUCCAAUUCAGGCAACUCUUUAAACUAUUGACAGUUUGUAAUCUGUUGAUUUUGAGAGAAUUCUCACAGCAAUGAAAUAAGGUCCUUGAAAUAUGAUUAAUAAAUGUUGCUGGAGACCAGAGACAA
Monodelphis domestica (gray short-tailed opossum) is the source of this 830-nucleotide messenger RNA. RefSeq names its product EF-hand calcium binding domain 9 (gene EFCAB9). NCBI's taxonomy places the organism in Eukaryota, Metazoa, Chordata, Mammalia, Didelphimorphia, Didelphidae. Gene Ontology annotation, molecular function: calcium ion sensor activity; calcium ion binding. Gene Ontology annotation, biological process: flagellated sperm motility; sperm capacitation. The record is from RefSeq and is a predicted model, not a curated record. Gene Ontology annotation, cellular component: cytoplasm; sperm principal piece.